Ceutorhynchus assimilis (cabbage seed weevil) is the source of this 3801-nucleotide messenger RNA. The record is from the annotation of a GenBank genome assembly. NCBI's taxonomy places the organism in Eukaryota, Metazoa, Arthropoda, Insecta, Coleoptera, Curculionidae.
AUGAGUGAUACUGGUGAACCCGGGAAUGGGGAUGUUUUUGAAGAGGCGGAAAGGGCACUUAAUAUUAAAAUACCAGAAAUUUUGAAAAACUUAUUGAAUAGCUGUGGCUAUGAAAAUGAAGCUUUAAUAGCUGGAAUGACCAAAGCAACUAUAACAGAAAUAGAAAAGUUUGCGAGGACUGAUUUAUUUCAGCUCAUCGAUGAGGAAGAUCGAGCAAAAUACUAUGGAAUAUAUAGCAAAAAUCCUAAAAUUUACAAAAUGCUACCCGCACACCAACAAGUCCUACUUUGGAUGAUCGAACAUUUCAAAAAGAAAAGAAAAUCACACAAAAAAGAAAUUCAAGCAUCUGCGCCAAGCGAAGCGCCAGCUAAUCGAGAAGGGUCCCCUAAGAAGAGGUCAAAAACUUCUGUUGAAUCUUCAGAAUUGUUGAGUGACGAAUCCCAAGAGGAAGAACUUCAUCCCGAGAACAAUGCUAGGGAGAUUACCAAUCAGAAACCUGUCGUGAACCGAGCUGUGAACUUGACAGACGAGAAUGCUUUGAUUUUUCGAAAUUUGAAGAAAUGGGCAAAAUCAAAAGCAAAAGCCGAUUUAUGGGAAACGCUUCCGCAUAAAUUCGAUGAUAUUAAAAUUGUAACUUCACUCGACCAACAAGAGAUGUUCUCGAAAGUAACCUGCUUCUGUAACGCGACAUACAAACUCCCCAAAAUACUUAAACCUGGGAAAAAGCAGAAAAGUUGGAUUUACUCAAAUUUUCAUACACACUUCAUGACUAAACAUUUCAAAACACCAACCACCUCGGCAUUUGAUGUAUCGACAGAAAUUUCAGCACGUCCUCAACAACAGUCCAUCACUUCCUAUUUGGUAACUAAUGAUCACGAGAUUAAUCCUAUCCUGAAUAAAAAGUCAUCAAAAGUUAAAAUUCUUGGUAACGUCGUUUUAUCUCCUUCCCGAGCUCCUGCCUCACAUUCCACCAAUACUUUGCCGAAAAAACUGUGUGAUGUUUAUCUAGACUCAAGGUUUCAAUCCGCUAUGAGCACUGCUUUCGGCACGGCUUCUGGUACCCUCUCAGAGGCAAACAGCAGCGACCCCACCGAGGACCACACCGGUCUCUUUGAAGCUAACGAUAGGUGCUUAGACAGUAUUGAUGAAUCAACGAAUACCUCAUCGAAUCAACUGUGCAAAAUCGACAACCAAGAUAUGGAUAAAGUACCAUCAAAAUGGAAAAGACAGAAAUAUCAGAGGCAUGAAAGAGUGAGACGAGCUAGAGAAAACUUAUUAGACGACCAAAGUUUAAUCACGAAUUACUUUUUUAUUGCUGAAAAAGUGAGUGAAGUAGUAAGUAGAAAUAGUGGACUAGCUGAUGAACUUUUGGAGAACAUAAGUGAAAUAGAAACUGUCCAAAACACUGAUAAUUCUGUGUCUGAGUUACCGCGAUUACUCAAAACAUUGCAGGAUUUAUCACUCAAGAAUUCCACUUGCUCAAACAAUAGAAACAGAUACGAUGAUGCUACAAAAAAAUUCGCAGUAUACCUGUUUUAUAUUGGGGGGAGGUUACUUUAUGAAACACUAAAGGCAAAUUUAGAGAAUAGUUUACCUUCAAUUUCUACCCUAAAUAGAUUCUUGGACACUAGAAACGAGCCUCUACAAGAAGGAGGAUUUGAUUUUAAAGGCCUAUUAAAACACUUAACUGAUCGAGGUUUACCAAAAAUGAUUUGGGUAUCCGAGGAUGGCACUCGCGUAACAGGCAAAAUUGAAUAUGACAGCAAAUCUAAUAAUGUAAUAGGAUUGGUUUUACCAUUGAGGGAUGGUCUGCCUCAACAAGGUACGUUUCCUGCCACUUCUGCUGAAGCAAUCAAGGCAUAUUUUCAAACCGGAGUAAAAGCAACAUAUGCUUAUGUAAUAAUGGCACAACCGUUACAUGUUGGGGCAUCAACAUACUGCUUGUCCUUAUUCGGAACUGAUAAUUCAUUCACUACUGAACAGGUCACUUUGAGAUGGGAAUGGAUGAAGAAGGAAGCUAAAAAAUUUGGCAUCACAAUUAUGGGAUUUUCCUCAGAUGGCGAUACUCGCCUUCUCAGAGCUAUGCGCUUAAAUACUGAUUUGAUUUCCCGUUUAGCUCCUGAAUAUAAGGAAAGAAACCAAACAAACCCAGAAGAUACAGAGGUACUUGAUUCAUUGCCAGAUUGGGAGUGGUACCACUGCAGCAUUGAAAAAAAUGAAGAAUGUUAUGUACAGGACACCAUCCAUAUUUUAACAAACAUGCGUACUCGUUUCCUAAAACCUGGAAUAAAUUUGCCAAUUGGGAAAUAUACUGCCACCUCUGAUCAUCUUAGACAGUUGAUCUUGAAGGUUUCAAAAGACAAACAUCUUCUAACAGAUUCUGAUCUCAGAAGUGAAGACAAGAUGAAUUUCGCAUCGGCAGAAAAAAUGUGCAACAACUUGUUGACAAGUAACUGUUACCUUUGUAUCGAGAUUAACGCCCAUGCUUUAAUUAAACUAAUACUCAAGCUUAAAAGCGGUGAGUUGAAACCAGAGAUGUUCAGCAUCAAUAUUUUCGGUAGCCAAGCAUGUGAAUCCUUAUUUCGAGCUGCUAGGUCCAUGACCUCUACAUAUUCCACAAUAAUUAAUUUUAGUAUAAAGGAUAUGCUGAACCGAAUUGAGAGAAUUAAGACAACAAUUGAUACCAUAAACGAUCUGAGGGGGACUUUCACAUUUCCAAGGGAAGAAAAAAGAUUAAAAGACAGACUGAUGAAAGAAAAUUUACCACGUGAAGAUGAAAUUCUCAAUUUGGAUAUCAAAGCUAUAAUUGAAGAAGCUCUACAAAAUGUCAUAGAGGACAUGAGAUAUUUCGGCCUCAAUGCAAAAGAAAACGAUUGGAAAUUUAUGCAGGUACCAUUGAUAAAACGGAAACAAAAUAUCGGAGUUACACAGGAGAACGUAAACAUGAACGAAGACGACGUUGAAGUUGGCGAGAACUGUGAAGAAAAUGAAAUUGACCAUGAUGUGGCAAACACAAAUAAUAUUAGUGAUGAGAGCAAUAUAGUUAUGAACGAGGUUAUGGACUUAAUUUCGGAGAAUAUUUCCUCGGAGAUUUCUAAUGAAGAUGGCGAAGGUGAUACUUUGGAAACGGGUUCUAUAAAUUUAAAAGACUUUUCCGGAAAAGUGCAUGUUGUAUCGGAAAAAUCACCGUAUAUUGAAGUAGUUAUCGGUAAAAAAACCUCAAUUAUCAAAAAGUCGUCGUACUGCUGGCUUUUAGAUCAGUCCAACGGUAGAGUAAGCACUGACCGAUUAAAAAGAUUUAUAGGCAGUACAAGGAAAGCACCUCGGAAAACACCUGAGAAAUCAGCUUCCAAAAACUCCGAGCCAACCUUGAAAAAGACUAAACAGAAGCUACCCAUGGAUCAAGCUAGUGGCACAAGCACUGACUCAUCCACUGAUUGGGACGUGAUGGAAUUAGACGACUCCGAUGAUUUGGAAGAGUUUUCAGAUGAGAUGUUGCCGUGUCAAUCAGAAAAUUUAUCGGAAACUGCCGUACCGGAGAUACAUUUAGAAAACUAUUAUGCGGUUUUCUAUGACCAAUCAUGGUUCAUUGGUCGAAUAAUUGAAGAUAAAGGAAACGCAUAUUAUAAAAUAAAGUUUCUGAAAGCAGAGCUCGACACAUUUAUUUGGCCCCGAAAAGAAGACAUUGAUACCGUUUAUAAAGAUUUUAUUUUCUACGGACCUAUUAAUUUAAUUGGUGGAGGCCCAUUCGAGUUAAAACGGGCAGACCAAGUUAAUAUUAAGAGCAGGUAUAAGGUAUAA